AUGUCCCAGGUAUAUACGUCGUCCACUAUACCGUUAAGUUUUGAUCCACAGCAUGAAGGGCAUCUGCAAUGGCAACAUAUUCCUCCUAGUUCGUCAGGAAAUGCACCACCUGAGUCUGAAUCAUUCGUGGAUAAUGCAUCACCAAUCAUUAACUGUAUGUUAGCUGGUGGGUUUGGAGGAGUAGUCGGAGAUUCUACUAUGCACUCUUUAGAUACUGUCAAAACAAGGCAACAAGGAUUUCUGUAUCAGCUUAAAUAUAGAAGUAUGAUACCGGCAUAUUUAACAAUUUUCAAGGAAGAGGGGUUUUUUAGAGGUUUGUAUGGAGGAUAUACUCCAGCUAUACUUGGAUCUCUUCCUUCUACGGCCGCAUUCUUCGGGACCUACGAAUAUUCAAAAAGAAAACUUAUCAAUGAAUUCCAUUUUAAUGAAACUAUAUCGUAUUUUAUAUCUGGUGUCUUGGGUGAUUUAGCGUCUAGUAUUUUCUAUGUUCCCUCAGAAGUCUUGAAAACAAGAUUACAAUUACAAGGAAGACACAAUAAUCCACACACUAAAGGGUGUGGUUACAAUUAUAAAGGUUUAACUGAUGCGAUAUCAUCAAUAUGGAAAAAAGAAGGACCUUCAACGUUAGUUUUUGGUUAUAAGGAAACAUUAUUCAGGGAUUUGCCAUUCAGUGCCUUGCAAUUUGCUUUUUAUGAAAAAAUCAGGCAGCUUGCUAUCUAUUACCAUAAAUCAAAUGAUUUACCAGUUUCAAUAGAGUUAUUCACCGGUGCCUCGGCUGGUGGAUUGGCUGGUAUUUUGACAACGCCGUUAGAUGUCAUUAAAACGAGAAUUCAAACUGCAACUACGUCUACCGCAGCUGCAUCCUUGAAGCCUGCAUUAACUAAAAAACCUCAAAGCACAAAUCCAAUAUUCUCAAUAUUAGAUAAAUCAUCGACAAUAAAAGCUUUAAGAUCUAUCUAUAAAAUUGAAGGUGUAUUUGGGUUAUUCUCAGGUGUCGGGCCUAGGUUUAUUUGGACAGGAAUUCAGAGUUCUAUCAUGUUGUUAUUGUAUCAAGUUGCACUUAAAAGAUUUGACCAGUGUUUGGAGUCAGGAAUGAAACCAAAUUGA
Molecule: messenger RNA, 1107 nt
Organism: Debaryomyces hansenii CBS767
Lineage: Eukaryota; Fungi; Ascomycota; Pichiomycetes; Serinales; Debaryomycetaceae
Exons: 1
Coding region: 1-1107 (368 amino acids)
Biological process (GO): magnesium ion export from mitochondrion
Molecular function (GO): magnesium ion transmembrane transporter activity
Source: RefSeq, a predicted model, not a curated record